Molecule: messenger RNA, 2933 nt
Organism: Lacerta agilis (Sand lizard)
Lineage: Eukaryota; Metazoa; Chordata; Lepidosauria; Squamata; Lacertidae
Gene: PRPF38B
Product: pre-mRNA processing factor 38B
Exons: 6
Coding region: 1-1701 (566 amino acids)
Cellular component (GO): precatalytic spliceosome
Source: RefSeq, a predicted model, not a curated record
AUGGCCAACAACUGCCCCGUCGUGGGCGCCGGGAACUGCCACCAACAGCAGCAGCAGCAGCACCAGCAGCAGUCGCCGCAGCAGCAGCAGCAGCCGCCUCUCCCGCUCCCGCAGGCCGGCGCCGUUUUGUCGCCUCCGCUGCCGCUGCAGAGCGCGGGGCCCAAGCCGGCGGCCUCGGGGAAGCAGGGUAACGUGCUGCCCCUGUGGGGGAACGAGAAGACCAUGAACCUGAACCCCAUGAUCCUCACCAACAUCCUCUCCUCGCCCUACUUCAAGGUGCAGCUUUACGAGCUCAAGACCUACCACGAGGUGGUCGACGAAAUCUUCUUCAAGGUUACACAUGUUGAGCCUUGGGAGAAAGGCAGCAGAAAAACAGCAGGCCAGACAGGGAUGUGCGGAGGGGUGCGUGGUGUUGGAACUGGAGGUAUAGUGUCUACAGCCUUUUGUCUGCUGUACAAGCUAUUUACCCUGAAGCUUACCCGUAAGCAAGUGAUGGGAUUAAUAACUCAUAUAGACUCCCCUUUUAUUAGGGCCCUUGGAUUCAUGUAUAUUAGGUACACACAGCCUCCAACUGAUUUAUGGGACUGGUUUGAACCCUUUCUUGAUGAUGAGGAGGACCUUGAUGUGAAAGCAGGUGGUGGCUGUGUCAUGACCAUUGGAGAAAUGCUGCGCUCUUUUCUAACUAAGCUGGAAUGGUUUUCUACGUUAUUUCCAAGGAUUCCUGUGCCAGUACAGAAGAACAUUGAUCAACAAAUUAAAGCCAGGCCUAGAAAAAUCAAGAAGGAUGGCAAGGAGGGAGUAGAAGAAGUAGACAGGCAUGCGGAACGUAGACGUUCAAGGUCUCCAAGAAGGUCCUUGAGCCCCAGGAGGUCACCUAGAAGAUCAAGAAGCAGAAGUCGUCAUCGUGAAGGCCGUGGGUCAUCCAGUUUUGAUAGAGAAUUGGAACGGGAGAGGGAGAGACAAAGACUAGAGCGAGAAGCUAAGGAGAGGCGAAGAUCUCGAAGUUCUGAUAGGGCAUUGGAGCGAAGACGAAGUAGAAGCCGAGAGAGGCACAGAAGUCGAAGUCGUGAUCGAAAAGGAGACAGAAGAGACAGGGAGAGGGAGAGGGAGAGGGAGAAAGAAAACGAACGUAGUAGAAGGAAGGAGCGUGACUAUGAGAAAGAGAGAGGUGUUGAAAGGGAAAGAGAGCGCUCUAGGGAGAGAGAUCGUUCUAGAGAAAAAUCAAAAGACAGAAAAGGCAAGAGUGAAAUCGAUGAGAGGAGACACAAAGAUGAAAAAGAUGAAAGGAAACAUAGGGAAGAUAAAAGAGAUUCCAAGAAAGAAAGGAAGCAUAGCAGGAGCCGAAGUAGGGACCGGAAGCAUAGGAGCAGAAGUGUGAGUAGGAAUGCUGGGAAGCACAGUAGAAGCAGGAGUAAAGAGAAGUCAAGUAAACACAAAAGUGACAGCAAAGAGAAAUCAAAUAAGCGAAGCAGAAGUGGAAGUGGAAGCAGAGGGAGAACUGAUAGUGCUGAAAAGUCCCGAAAACGAGACCUUAGUCCCAGUAAAGAAAGAUCACGAAAACGUAGCAAAAGCAAAGAACGUUCCCAUAAACACGAUCACAGUGAUAAGGACCACUCAGACAAACAUGAUCAUCAGAGGAGCCAAAGUACAGAACGAGAGAAUCAAGAAAAACAAUCUAAAAACAAAGAUGAGACUGUAUGAAUGUUCAGAAGUGGAUCACAUUGAAUCCUAUAAAUGUUUUGAAAUCUUGCUUAUUUUUUCUUACAGUUGAAAUUGUGCAGUAGUUGAUAAGCACUCUUCUUCAACCUCCCUCUAGGCUGCAGAUUGUCAUUUCCUAUUUUGAGUAGGGAAGUGCCUUUGUAAUCCCGUUAAAUGCGUUGACUAUUUCCAUCCCAUUUGUUUAGUUAAAUUCAUGAUGCGAAUCUGUUUGUGCAUUUUUUUAAUUGUUCAAAUGUUUCCAAAAUGUACAAUCUGUACAUACGUCCUGAAACUGUUCUAAUCCUUUUGGCAUGGUUUGCCAUGUUGGUUAAAUUUGUAUACGGCAAUAAAACUGCCACUAAUUCUACUUUGUUUUAUAGAUGUGGAAUUAUGGUUUCUAUCUUUGACUUAGCAUGGCUGUGCUUUGCAUAAUAGUAUGGCAGAAGCUCUUAAGGGUGGAUCUUGAACGUGUAUUAUAUCUAAAAUAUUUAUGUGCAUUGAACAUCCAUGAAGGUUGCAGUUCUAGAACUUGUGUCCAUUUGUACCUCUUGUCCUGGGAAAGCAUUUAAAAUACAUUUUAUUUGUGAAACUAAAGAAAGUGUUGCAUUUAGAGUAGGCUUUUCAAGGAGGUAGCAAUUUAAGGCAGGGGUUUAGGCUUUCCUAAGGUUUAUGUUGUAGUCAGUGCUACCUCAUAGGGACACUGUUAAGAUUUAUAAGCCUAUCUACCAUCUCUACAUAGACUUUCUGGCUAGCUUUUAUUGCUCAUGUAAAUAUUAUUUCACUAUGAUAUCCCCAGGGUUUUCAUUAAAACUGUUGUGCCACUGCCCUGUGCUUUAUGAAGCAACCAUAGACUAACAAAAGGUGAAUGUGGCUGAAUCAGGGAGGAGACAGGAAGAUGAAAAAUAAGGUCAAGCAGCAAACUUCAGUUUCAAGCUUCCAAAUAAUUUUUUAUAAAUGAAAAGUAAAGCAUCUUCAUAUUGUUCUUUUUUAAAAUGCAUAAUGUGUCUCUUUUUUUUUUUUACAAAAACUGUGGUCAUUGCUUGAGAUGAAGAAUUUCUCUCAUGCAACAGAAAAACAAGAUAAUUUUUUCAAACACUGAUUACUUGUGAGAUAAUGUCAAAAUGCAGUAUUGAAAGAGAAAUCAUAUCACAACAGUUCAUUUCUGUUUGGUAGACUUGUUCUAGUGACCUGUAUAAGAAAUAUAAAAUCUCUGGAAUAAAGACUGGAUUAAUUUA